Messenger RNA from Gaeumannomyces tritici R3-111a-1, 3250 nucleotides. RefSeq lists its product as hypothetical. Bases 302 to 3013 code for a protein of 903 amino acids. Gene Ontology annotation, biological process: transmembrane transport. The record is from RefSeq and is a predicted model, not a curated record. NCBI's taxonomy places the organism in Eukaryota, Fungi, Ascomycota, Sordariomycetes, Magnaporthales, Magnaporthaceae. The transcript is spliced from 3 exons.
GCAGGGUGAAAAAAAGGGGUCGAGUUCAACGCUCAACUCUGGUCAAUCAACAAUUCUUGCGAACACCAGUCUACACCCACCUAUUCCUCAACUGCGACCCCGUCCGAAGCCUGGUGGCGACUGCCCAUCCUCCCGCCACCCGAUCCGACCUUUUCCCGUUCCUCCCUGCCUCUACCCACCGAGUCAACAAACGGCCGACUGCAAUAAACAACAGAGCAGCGGCUCGACCAAGUCUAUGGCUUCGUCAGCUGGCCGCUAGACUCCUAAGCCCGGCAAACGCCGCCCCUCGCCCGCCCUGGACAUGCACCAGCCGAGCGUUGGUCCAGCGCUAUAUGACAAUGCUCCCGCCAGAAGGCGACUCGAUCGCCACCACGCUCCCAUGUCGUCGAGGUCGAGGCUACGAUGGUUGUUCGCCCUCGCCCUCGCCGCCUGCCGCUCUCUCCCAACUGCUCACGCCGUUGGUGUGCAGUUUCUGCCCUGUGACGUCGUGGACGGUAUCGCUGUCAGCACUAAUGCCAGCAAUGGGACCGCUGGACUCGUUCCCUAUGUCCGGAGCGUCAAUACGAAGCUCUUACCUGGGCCCGCUGAAGCCGGCUCCGGAACCAGUACCGGCCACCAGCUGAGUCUGGUCCUCGACAUCGAACCCAAGGCUAGCCUAUCAUGUGAGGACCAAGCGAGACAGCCCUGGAACCUGUCUCUCGGUGUCACUGCACUGGGACUUUCGCUCUCCAAAAGGGGCAGCCCCCAAAACGUCUCUUGUUACUUGGCGUCCUACCCACCAAACAACACUAAACCUUUCGACUACGGACCCAAAUUGAUGGUGAAAUCCCAAGUUGACGUCGGCCCACUUGGCGUGCUCCCGACCUUUGCCUUGCGAGUAUCGUUCGAGUCUGGUCCUCAGGGGCCCAAGUCGCCAAUCUGCAUAUACGCCGAGAUCACACCGGCGCUCUCCGACACCAUCGCACUCGCGGCGCGGAUCGUUCCCAUCCUCAUCUUCGUACUGGUGGUCGUCUCAGGCUUCCUCACAACCAUGUAUAAGCAGCCGAUCGUGGUGGACAUGGCGCAUAGCCGUUGGGCGGGCCAGGUACCGCUACAGGAGCACCCGGAGUCUCCGCCGGCCAGAGCGAUCCUUCCUGGUGUGGGGGACUGUCUACUGCACCUGCAGUUUAUAUUCCUCAUGGGAGCCCUGACGGUCCGAUACCCCGGCUUUUACCAGCCUGUUGUCAGUAAAAUGAACUGGGCUGUCCUCUUCAGCCCCAGUGGCCCCAUCGGCAUGCAAGCAGUCUCCGACGGUGUUGGAGAUGGCAUCUACUGGAUCAACGGCACUCUCACCGGUACCGACGGCAUCUCGCUCCUGUCUCAGGUCUCGGGAACGGCCAUGACAACCUAUGUGUUUUGGAACAUGCUCCUUCUGGCCGGCCUUGUCGCCAUUGCUGUCGCGCUGGUGCUCAAAAUCUCCCCCAUGGUGCCGUCCAUCCGUGCCAAGUUUACAGCCUCGCCCGAUGCCGAGGCGCGGCCUCACCAGACUGCCAUGCGCACCACAUGGAACGUCCUCCGAGUGGUAUUCAGCUAUUUUCUGCAGCCCUUGGUUGCGUUCAUGACGUACCAACUUACCAGCAAUAUUCUACCGGUGUGGCAACUGGUGUUGAUUGUGACGCUGAUGGUGCUGGUGAUAUGCGGCAUCGCGUGGGUGUCGACCGCCGCUCCCCUGAACCAGCUCGGCACUCUGCUGCUUGGCGGCUCCAAGAAGAAGUACCGCUCGCUGCAUCAGGGCGCCGGGAAUGAUGGCCAAGCUGGCGAGGCAACUCGCCAUCGUUGGUUUGACAGCCGCGCCAGCUUCACCAUAAUUUUCUUCGUCGUUGCCUUUAUGAGAGGCGCCAUGAUUGGAGGGGUCCAGUCCAACCCCAUAGGCCAGCUUGCCAUCAUGGCCCUGCUCGAGUUUGUCCUCCUCGCCAGCACGGCGAUCCUCAACCCCUUCCCUAGCUUCGCCCUGGUCUUCAUCUGUUCCUGCCUUGCGCGACUGGCCGUUGUGGUCCUCACCAUCAUCUUCCUGCCUCAGCUGCGCGCCGACAUCGGGACUAGGAUGGCCGUAGGGUACACCAUCUUGGCUAUUCACGCCGCAGUGUUGCUCUUCGCAUGCGCAGUGCCUGCAGUGCUGCGCCUGGCGCGGGUAUGGUUCAGGAACAUGGCGGUGUUUGACGAGCCCGAGAUCUACGGUGUCAGCCAGCUCACCCGUCGUCGAACCAACUAUUCCAACGGCCUCCGCGCUCCCGAGCAGGGUCGUGAUGGCGGUCGGCGGUCCAUGGACCCGCGAGCCCCCGCCACCCCGCUUCUCUCUCCGCACAGCCCUCAUAACUCGGGCGAUGCAGGAAUCUCGGUCACUGUCCGCACCGUUCCACAGCACCACGCCUUCCGUGCCCCCCGCACUCAGCCCUCGCUAGCAUCUCUGUCGUCGUACACCGGAGGCUUGACCCCGCUGGAUGGGAGCCAUCCGCGAUCGCCGCUAACACCCGCGGUCAACGACGCGUCCGCGCACCUCUUCUCAUCGCAGACGCGAGAUGCAUCCCUAGAUCCCACCGGCAAGCCGUGGCGACGACAGUCGUCUGAGUCUUUGCGCUCCGACGGGGCCACCCUCGUCAACGCCGAGGCGCCGGUGCCGCUCCAGAAGGCACAUGCGCCUCUCGCGUCGCGCUGGAAGGACUACUCGUUCCGGGAGGCCGACUUGUACUACGGCACACCACCUCCGGACGACGACGACGACGAUGACAAGGAAGUUCGCGGCGGCGGCCCGUCCUCCUCGUCACUGUCGUCUCGCCCCAAGAAGCCGACCGUCUGGGUCCAGCUGACGACCAGGAGGGCGGCCUCUGCGGGCAACAGCAGCGGGAGCAGCGACAGCGGAAGCAAAAAGGGGUUCGAGGUUCGAAGACCGCCAAGGCCACCGGGGAUGGCGCCGCCAGCUUCCAUGGCCAAGCCAUCAACCCCAGCCCCAGCUGCUUCUUCCAAUUCCCAUUAGCGUCCCCUGAGGCGCUUCUAUAUAAUAGUUGGAUGUACCUAUCUAAACCAUGUACAUACUGUAUGCAUCUGGUGCUUUGGCACUUGUAUUUUCUCGUUUCCUCCCCAGUUGGAUAUAUAGGAUGGGUCCAUGGCAAUGAGCGCCCUGAAAGGCAUGCUCAGUUUGCACCAUAUAAGCCUGGAGUUUUGCUGCAUUCGCAUUAUAAUUUAGCGUUUUUGAUUUCACUGCGCUCCCCGG